UCACUCCCGCCACUGAGCUCCGCCGAGUGCGCUCGGGUUUUCUGAGCAGCGAAGGUGUUGCGCAAAGGGUCCGAGGCUCGAACGAUUGCAGGCUCUUCGCCUCCAUACAAAGACCCUUUCCCCCAUAUUAAUUUGUUCGAUUUGCCCUCUCUCAGGGCGAUCAAGCGCGAUUUCGAGAUAGAGGAGACGAAUGCUGUGUAGGUCGGUUGGGAUCAUAUCUGAGACCAUACCGUAGGAAACUGCAGCAGCUACUAGCUGAUGCUUACUGAUUGAAAUCUCAUUGGUUCUGAUUGAUACUCUGAUCCCAGCUACUUUGGGUUUCUUCCAAGACAGCAGCAGCGGCAGUUACCAUUCAUAAAUGGAGGCCCUGUACUCCAAGCUCUACGACAAGUAUACCAAGCUAAAGGCUAAGAAACUUUCUGAGUUUGAUCAGAUAAAUAAAGAUCAAGAAGUUAAAUUUAUGAAGUUCAUGUCUGCUGCAGAGGAUUUGAUAGAGCACUUGAAGAGCGAAAAUAACCAGUUGCAUGAACAAGUGAAUGACUUGAGAAGUGAAGUGGCUUCGAUAAGGCUUGCCAAAGACAAAGAGGUUGCUGAUUAUCAAAGGAUUGUAAUGGAGGAGAGCAAGAAAAAUGAGGCUCUUAUUGAAGAAAUUGGGAGAUUCCAAAAGCUGCAUCAGGAUGGAAGUUCUGGGAACUUGAAGCAAAUCAAUAAUAAAAUGCAUGAAGAUGAUGAGCUUCGUGCUAUAUCCAUUACCUCAUCCAUAAGGAGGACCAGAAAACGUACUAGGAAUGAUGCAUCAGAAGAAAUAGAUAGGUCUAAACCAUGUGGAAAUGCUGAAAACAAUUCUGUGGCACGAGACUCAGCAGCACAAAACUUAUGCAAUGAGACAGCCAUUGGUGAGCUGAUGUGUGGUUCUGGGGCCGGUGACCAAUCAGGUGUUAAUUUGCAGGAAAGAAACUGGUUAGUUCAAGCUCUUUUUGAGCAUGUUCUGGGCAUGAAAUUAUCCACUGACCAUCAAACUGAACGAGUAUGCAUUUCAGCCCUCCAUCAGUCAAGCGGUUAUUCUUUCAGUUUGACUUGGGUAAGCAAAGCUCCUGGAGAGGAAGCAGAACUGCUGUACCAUGUUGUUUCUUUGGGCACAUUUGAAAGAGUAGCGCCAGAAUGGAUGAGAGAGGAUAUCAUGUUCAGCACCAGCAUGUGCCCCACCUUCUUUGAAAGGGUAUCUCGGGUUAUCAAGCUAUGCUGCUAAGUUUCUUACAAUAUUGGGCUUCGCGGGUCACGUCUGCACAGUUUUAACUGUAGAUUGUAGUCUUUGGAUGUUGACUUGAUGCAAAAUAGUCGGCUCAGAACCAAUCUGAGCCUUACCUGUAUGAUACUUCACUUUCCAGUUAACUUAGUCUUUGGAUGUUGGGUUGAUGUAAAAUAGUUGACUUAGAACCUAUCUGAGUCUUACCUGUGUGAUACUCCAUUUGCCAAGUUCAAUAUCAAUAUAUUCGCUGAUUCUGAAGUA
Neltuma alba is the source of this 1510-nucleotide messenger RNA. RefSeq lists its product as uncharacterized. Gene Ontology annotation, biological process: developmental process involved in reproduction. The transcript has 9 exons. The record is from RefSeq and is a predicted model, not a curated record. The coding region runs from base 359 to 1249 and encodes 296 amino acids. NCBI's taxonomy places the organism in Eukaryota, Viridiplantae, Streptophyta, Magnoliopsida, Fabales, Fabaceae.